Molecule: messenger RNA, 558 nt
Organism: Coniosporium apollinis CBS 100218
Lineage: Eukaryota; Fungi; Ascomycota; Dothideomycetes
Product: 60S ribosome subunit biogenesis protein NIP7
Exons: 2
Coding region: 1-558 (185 amino acids)
Biological process (GO): ribosomal large subunit biogenesis; ribosome assembly
Cellular component (GO): nucleus; preribosome, large subunit precursor; nucleolus
Molecular function (GO): RNA binding
Source: RefSeq, a predicted model, not a curated record
AUGCGCCCCCUAACAGACACCGAGACCCAAACCCUCUUCACAAAACUCGCAAACUACACCGGCCGCUCCCUAACCCACCUCCUCACCGACACGACCAGCACCAACGACCGCCACGUCUUCCGCAUCCAGAACAGCCGCGUCUACUACGUGCGCUCCUCGCUCGCCAACCUCGCCACCUCCAUCGCCCGGCCCAACCUGCUCUCGCUGGGCACCUGUCUCGGCAAGUUCACCAAGACCGGGAAAUUCAGACUCCACAUUACCGCGCUCGAUGUGAUUGCGCCGCAUGCGCGGUAUAAGGUGUGGGUCAAGCCGAACGGCGAGAUGCCGUUCCUGUAUGGGGGGAAUGUGGUUAAGGCGCAUGUGGGGCGGUGGAGCGAGGAUGCGCCGGAGCACCAGGGGGUUGUGGUUUGCGGGAUGGAUGAUACGCCGUUGGGAUUCGGCGUCACGGCGCGAUCGACGGCGGAGGUCAAGAGGCUGGAGCCGACGGGCGUGACGUGUUUUCGGCAGGCGGACAUCGGAGAGUAUUUGAGGGAUGAGGAUACGUUGUUUGCGACUUGA